Verticillium nonalfalfae is the source of this 327-nucleotide messenger RNA. RefSeq lists its product as uncharacterized. The record is from RefSeq and is a predicted model, not a curated record. Lineage: Eukaryota; Fungi; Ascomycota; Sordariomycetes; Glomerellales; Plectosphaerellaceae. The transcript has a single exon. The coding region runs from base 1 to 327 and encodes 108 amino acids.
AUGGCUUUGGAAAUCACAACGCCAAAUCCUGGAGAGCCUGGAACCUGGCUUUCCUUCGAUCACCCGUCGUCGCAAUGGAUAAGAAACAGCCACCGCGCCGCAGACUUGUAUGACAAGGGGAUCAAGUUCUAUCGGAAGGAGGAUCUCGUGAACAUCGAAAAGGAGGUCUCCGAAUACUACGUUCGGGAGUUCUUCAACCUUCCGCGCAUUGACUGGACUGUUCUGCGCAUGCGAAAUCCUCUUCACGGCGUCCUCAAGCCAAUCUGGCGAGUUUCACCCGGCAUGUUCGAGCGGGCAGCCAGUGAGGAUGGUUGCUCGCGGGGCUAA